AUGGCAGCCAUAGAAACAAACACAAGAAGCUCUCUGCAUGGUCGAAGCAACAGCUUCCCCUCUGCAUCACACCCCAUUGUAUCACAAGUUGAGGAGCACUUGCAUAGAUUGAAUAAUUCUGAAGCCACUGCUUCUCUGUCAUCAUCUUCAAUAAGUCACAGACUCAAAGACUUGCAGGAUUUGCAAGAGAGUACUAAUAAGGUGCUCCAAUUAACAUUUACCCAACAAGCAUUGGCGCAAGAAUGCAAGAACAAACAGCUUGAUGAACUAUUAGAUGGGUCUCUAAGGCUCUUGGAUAUUUGUAGCACAGUUAAAGAUUGUUUGCUACAAUCAAAGGAUAGCAUGCAAGAACUUCAGUCAGUUAUUCGCAGAAGGAGAACUGCUGAAGCUGGAUUGACAAUUGAGAGUGGAAAAUACAUGGCAUGUAGGAAGAAGAUGAAAAAGGCAAUUGGAAAGGCCUUGAGAAACUUGAAAGCAAUGAAAAACGAGUUCUCGGUUUCUUCCUCAAACAAAGAAAAGGAGACUUUUUCCAUGCUCAGCAUCUUAAAAGAAGCACAAGUGGUCACUAUGAGGUCAUUAGAAUCUUUGUUGUUGUUUAUCACUGGCCCAAAAGGACAGCUAAAGCAAAGCAGGUUCUCAGUAAUCUCCAAGCUGGUGCAGCCUAAAAGAAUAUCUUGUGAAUUAGACACUAAUGAAUUCGAGAUGGUUGAUGCUGUGUUGAACCUUCUCAUCAGUUCAAAGCCUUUAUCUGUUGAGAAUGUUCAGAGCCAUAUGCAAAAUUUAGCCUUGUGCAUUCAAGAUAUUGAAAUUGGAGUUGAAAGCCUCUCAAGACAACUAAUUAGAACCAGAGUUACCCUUCUCAACAUUUUAAGCCAAUAG
Messenger RNA from Abrus precatorius (Indian licorice), 879 nucleotides. RefSeq lists its product as uncharacterized. Bases 1 to 879 code for a protein of 292 amino acids. The transcript has a single exon. Gene Ontology annotation, biological process: shoot system development; root development. NCBI's taxonomy places the organism in Eukaryota, Viridiplantae, Streptophyta, Magnoliopsida, Fabales, Fabaceae. The record is from RefSeq and is a predicted model, not a curated record.